AUGUCAGCAAUUGAUCCGGACUGCGGAGUGAAUGCUAUCGUCAACUACACCCUGGGAGACGGAGUGACCCAGCAGUUCUCCGUGCGAGCUGAUACAGGGGAUCUGUGUGUCUCUGGACCAUUGGACCAUGAAACCAAUAGUGAUUUUGAGUUUCCCGUUAUUGCUACUGAUCGAGGGGGCCUGUCGACGACCGCAAUGGUGAAGAUUCAACUCCUCGAUAUAAACGACAACGUUCCGGCCUUCACUGUGAAAGAUUACGACGUUUCUCUGAAGGAGGGUAGGAUAUCGAGCAGCGAACCGAUAGUAGCCGUGUCCGCUAGUGACGCUGAUUCUGGAAGAUUCGGAACUAUUACGUACAGAAUCGUGAACGGAAACGAUAAUGACGUUUUCCGUAUAGAUAGAAGUACAGGAGAAAUAUUCGUUACGAAGCCAGCUCUGAUUCAAGCGAACGGGAAGUUUGAUUUGGAAAUAUCAGCGACUGAUGGCGGUGGUCUGGCCGCGCCGCAAGGGGCUACAGUGCACGUGAACGUGAUGCCUGCUGGGGUCGGUUCAGCAUUGUUCGAUAAACCAAGAUACAAUUUUCGUGUACGAGAAGACGUGAGAAGCGGUACCAUUGUUGGCAGCAUUAAAGCUACAUCUGGAGAUGUUUGUCGAAAGCAACUAGUUCGGUACAGUAUCGUGUCUGGUGAUGUGGAUAAUCGUUUCACUAUCGAACCCCACACCGGUGCCAUCAGGACUUCAGGCCAGCUGGACAGGGAGACUACGCCUUCAUACUUAUUAAACAUCAAAGCUGCUACUGGCAACCCAGCGAGCUAUGAUCAGACACAGGUUCAAAUAACGUUAGAAGAUGUAAACGACAAUGCACCAGAAUUCGGUACAUCAUCAGUAAGGGUAUCUGUAGCUGAAUCAGCGGCAAUCGGCUCUGUGGUGUACGCUGCAAGAGCGACUGAUGAAGAUGGGGGGAAGAAUGGUCAGAUAACCUACCACCUGGUCUCUGCUACUGGACCACCAAACACUUUCGCUGUGAGCCCUCAGCACGGAUUAGUUACGUUAUUGAGGGCAUUGGAUUAUGAGAAUCUCGUUCGGCACACUCUCAUAAUAUCUGCCAAAGACAAUGGAAGCCCGCAACUGAGUGCUAAUUUGACGCUCUCAGUGGACGUUCAAGAUGUCAAUGACAAUGCUCCAAUUUUCGAACAUGAUACUUAUAGUGCAAGCGUUUUAGAAUCAGAUGCUGUAAAAACUAAGAUUUUAGAAAUACAAGCUAUAGACAAGGACACCGGUAACAAUGCGCGCAUAACCUAUCGCGUCGUAUCUGAGAAUAAUACAAACGAAGAGCAUUUUAAAGUUCAGCCGACCACGGGCUGGGUGUACCUCGCUAAACCUCUCGAUAGAGAGACGAUAGCUAAACACAAAAUGACAAUAAUAGCUACAGACAAUGGUAUCCCGCCGCUGUCAGCGACUGCCAGCCUUAUUGUCAAUGUGGUAGAUGCUAAUGAUAAUGAUCCAGUUUUUUCGCAAAACGGCUAUGAAUUUUACGUUGAAGAGAAUCAAAAGGCUGGUGCGUUCGUUGGAAAGAUAUCAGCGACUGAUGCAGAUUUGGAAGAUAAUGCGGCAAUUAAGUACAGCUUGUUUCCUUCUAAUACGAGCUUUCUUGUCAAUCCUAUUACAGGUGUUAUAACUACAAAAGAAAUUUUAGACAGAGAGUUCAAAAACUCAUAUUCAUUGUUUGCUGAAGCAAGAGACCAAGGUUCCCUUCCUAGAUCAAGCAGAGUUCCAAUUUCGGUUAAAAUCACUGACGUCAAUGACAACUCGCCAGAAAUAAUUGACCCCCGUGAAGAUGUAGUCAGUGUUCGAGAAGAACAACAGCCUGGGGCAGAAGUAGCAAGAGUAAAAGCCAUUGACAGAGAUAAUGGAGUAAACGCUACAGUGGUGUAUUCUAUUUUAAAUGAAAGAGACAUGGAAGGGUUUGGUGUUUUCGUAAUUGAUUCAAACACUGGCGUUAUCAAAACAAGUACCGUUCUUGAUCACGAAGAAAGAUCCAUAUAUCGUCUAACUGUAGCAGCUACAGAUGGAGGGCUUCCACCAAGACAAACUGUACGACAGCUGAAAGUAGAAGUAUUAGAUUUAAACGAUAAUCGACCUACAUUUACAAGUUCAAGUCUAUCUUUCAAAGUCAAAGAAGAUGCGAAAAUUGGUCAUAUAGUAGGUGUAGUUGCAUGCUGUGAUAGCGAUUUGAGUGAAAAUAUAAUAAACGGUGACGAUGAAAGACAAAUUUCCUACUUACUCAUGUCUCUUACAUCUGAUUACUCUCCUGGUACAUUUGAAAUUGACAGACGAACUGGAUCUUUAGUUGUCGCAAGACAAUUAGAUAGAGAAAUACAAGAUGAAUACAGACUGGAAGUAAGAGCGUUAGAUACAUCGGCAACAAACAAUCCUCAAAGUAGUGCUGUCACUGUUCGUAUUGAAAUUGUUGAUAUAAACGAUAAUUCACCACAAUGGGCUGAAGAUCCGAUCAACAUAGAAGUCUCUGAAAUUACACCUAUCGGUACCAUUAUUUACAACUUCACUGCUCAAGAUGCAGACGCUGGUCCUAAUGGCGAACUAAAUUAUCAUAUAAUAUCUACUCUACCAGUUAACAAGAAUGUAUUUCAAUUGGACUCUCUUACUGGUUCUCUAAAAUUAACUUCACCACUCGAUUACGAAACUUUGAAAGAAUAUUGGCUAGUUAUUGAAGCUGUCGAUCUUGCAACUAAUAUAUCAGAGAGAAUGGUAACAUCAGUGACAGUUCAUGUAUCUAUUAUUGAUGCAAAUGAUAAUACACCUAGUUUUGUAUCAGCAAGUAAAGUGUCAGUCACGACAAAUACUUUAUCGGGCAUUCUAUACCAAGCUUUAGCUGUUGACACAGAUUCUGGUGAUAAUGGAAAAAUAUCGUAUUACAUAUCUGGUGGAAAUGACCACGCUUAUUUUUCAAUAGAGUAUGAUACCGGUAAACUUACUUUAGCAAAGAAGUUUUCUUCAGAUGUAGCAAGAGUAAGACCCGGUCAAUAUAAAUUAAAUUUAACUGCUUCCGAUCACGGAGUUCCAUUUCCCAGACAAAGUCAUAUGACAUUGGUCUUAAAUUUACAAGAGUCGACAAACGUACCUCCAAGAUUUACUGAUUCAUACUAUAGAGCUAAUAUUAGCGAAGAUAUUCGACCCGGUAGUUUUGUAACUAGACUUUCAGCAAAGUCAUCAAAAGGUAACACAGGCAACCUAAGCUACAUGAUACCAUCAGGGGUAGCUGGUGAUAAAUUUGCAAUUGAUGAACGUCUCGGUACCAUCACCAUUAAAACUAAAAUUGAUAGGGAAGAAACAGAUCAAUACAUUUUUCCUGUAUACGUUACGGAUUCAAGUACUUUUCAAUCUACAACCAACUUCGAUGUUGCUACCGUGUUGAUCAGUAUUUUAGAUGUAAAUGAUAAUCCACCAACAUUUAAACAAGGAUCUUGUUACACAUUGACAGUGCCUGAAAACAACGAACCUGAGGUGAUACACACAGUUGCAGCAACAGACAAAGAUAUCGGGGCUAAUGGAAUUAUUACAUACAGUAUAAUUUCUGGCAAUAAUGGAAAUAAAUUCGCAAUUGAUGCUACAACAGGUAACCUCACAGCAAAAACCCUAGAUAGAGAAACUCAGUCGAGGUAUGACUUAACGAUAUCUGCUUAUGAUCACGGUUCACCAGUGGCACUACAAGGAUCUUGUAAUUUGACUAUAAUUGUUGAAGACCAGAAUGACAAUGAUCCUGUUUUUGACACAGGACAUUAUUCUGCUGCAAUUUCAGAAGAUGCACCUAUUGAUACCUCAAUUAUUAAAGUAAGAGCCACCGAUGCAGAUUUAGGCUACAAUAAGCGAAUCGUCUAUUCGCUUGCAAAUGAAAGUCAAGGACUAUUUAGAAUAGAUAAUAAGACUGGCAUUAUUUUUACUACGGGACAUUUUGAUCGAGAAAAAACAAAUAGUUAUCGUUUUGAUGCCGUUGCAACUGAUCAAGGGCGAUAUGUAGCACGGUCACAGAGAGUCUCAGUAGAAGUUACAAUAAAUGAUGUCAAUGAUAACAAACCGAUAUUUACAAAAUAUCCAUUCAAAGAGCAAAUAGCCACAUUAACUCCGCCAGGACAAAGUUUGAUACGAGUUUCAGCUAGUGAUAACGAUAUAGGCACUAAUGCUGAAAUACUUUUUGAACUUUUGGACACAUCUAAUCAUAAAUUUCGUAUAAAUCCGACUACAGGGGUUCUAACGGCUACGCAAAGUCUAGCAAGUGAAAAUGGUAAAUUAAUGCAUUUGAAGGUAAUAGCUAAAGAUAAAGGCAACCCACCGCAGAGCUCAAUAGGCCUUAUCGAAUUACGUGUGGGAGAUUCUUCUGACCAAACACAAUCUCUUAAUUUCCAAAAUUUCACGUAUAAUGUUACGAUCGAAGAAAAUUUACAAUAUGGAAAAGAAAUUUUACAAGUGACAGCACUAAGAAGUGACGGACGUAGGCAAAGAAUAAUUUAUGAAUUCGGAAAUGGAAAUGAAAAUUGCGCAUUUGAAAUAGAUUCUAAUACCGGUGUUAUACGAAUUAAUAACUCUGCAAAUUUAGAUUACGAAUCUUAUUCAGGACCAAAACGGGAGCUGGUGGUUGUAGCUCGCACAGAAAGUGCUCCCAUUUUAUAUGGCUAUUGCAAUGUAAUUGUUAAUCUUUUGGACCAAAACGAUCACGCGCCUAGGUUUACGCAACAACAAUAUAUAGCGAAUGUCCUCGAAGGGAAUACAAAGGGCGAGUUUGUUGUUCAAUUAUCCGCUAAUGACGACGAUCAAGGGGCAAAUGCAAGAAUACUUUAUCAUAUCGUUGAUGGCAAUCACGAUAAUGCCUUCAUAAUCGAUCCAGCAUUUUCAGGCAAGGUAAAAACUAACAUAGUACUCGAUAGAGAGAUAAGAGAGACAUAUAAACUAACAGUUAUUGCAACUGAUGAAGGCAAUCCGCAAAUGACAGGGACAGCUACGCUGAGAAUAAAUGUCGUUGACGUUAAUGACAAUCAACCGACAUUCCCACCGCCAAAUGUCAUCUCUAUAUCAGAAGGAGCGGAAGUUGGUUCGGUACUUACAUCUGUUACUGCAAAUGAUGUUGACACAUAUCCAGCUCUGAAAUAUGCGAUUGUCGAGGGAGAUAACACUUUUUCAAUAGACAGAUAUAGUGGGAAGAUUGUUUUAAACAAGCCACUUGAUUAUGAAAGCAAAAAAGUUUAUGAAGUCGAUAUAAGCGCAUCUGAUAGUGCACAUGUUGCAAAAACGACUCUAACCAUUAAAGUAAUUGACGUUAAUGAUAAUACACCGAUUUUCGAUGAUAUAUCUUAUAAUAGAGUGCUUCCUGAAGGCAGUGGAACGAUAGAAAUCGGUUCAGUGAAAGCGAAGGAUAAAGAUAAUGAUGACAAUGGGAGGAUAUCAUACUCUAUCGCUCAACCAAGUCCUGGCUACUACAUUGACGCCGAUUCCGGGGUUCUGUACGUAAACUAUAGUGCCUUACCACCUCAUCGAAGUGAUGCUCAAUUGGCAGUGAUUGCAACGGACAAUGGGAAACCAAACCGCAGCGCCAUGGCAUCAGUUAGGAUCAGUACUGGCGCUUCUUCUGAAAUCAAACCCUUUAUCGGACAAGAUACCUACAGAAUCACUGUCAAUGAAGAUACGGAGAAAGGUUCAUCACUUCUUCAAAUCGGCGGAAUUAACGACGUCCUCAAGCGAUACAAUCUCGACUUUCAGAUUAUAUCAGGAAAUGAGGCGGAUGCUUUUGACGUGACGGCAGAGGGUGCUUUGAUACUCGUAAACAGAUUGGAUAGAGAAGUGCAAGAUUCAUACGUUCUUGGCUUAGCUGCUGUGGAGCCAGGAAAGACGUUGUCUUACAAUCAAAACAAGACGUCAAUUUUAAUAUUUGUUACUGUAGCAGACGCUAAUGAUAACGCUCCUAUAUUUUCGAUAAACGAUGUUGCACUUACUGUCAGUGAAAAUGUGAAAAUUGGCCACACACUUACUCAACUUACCGUAACUGAUGCCGAUUUAUAUGGAACACCAAACUCAGCCAUUAUUUUCAACAUCACAUCUGGGGACGACGAAAAUUAUUUCUAUGUGCAUCCAACUACUGGUAUUUUGACUGUUAAUAAAACUCUUGAUUACGAUACAGGAAAACCAAAGUAUAAGUUAGUAAUAGUUGCUUGCGAUCAAGGCAGUUCAUGUCUUUGUAACGCUGCUUAUAUAGAUGUAGAAAUUCUCGACGAAAAUGAUAAUAUACCCACAUUCCCCGUAAGUGAGUAUUUCGAAACAAUAGGGGAAAACGAACGUGUUGGAACAUCGGUAUUCACAGCAAGAGCUACAGAUCUUGACAGAGGCAAAUAUGGAAAACUAAAUUACUCCAUAGUUCCAUUGUCUACAAAUUACAAUAGAAACGAUGACUCCUGGAAAAUGUUUCAAAUAGAUUCCACAACAGGCCUUGUAAAUACUAAUGCGGUAUUUGACUACGAACAAAAGAAUAAAUAUGAGUUUUCAAUUAAAUCAUCUGAUAUGGGCGGCAAAAGUUCUACAGUAAAAGUAAGAAUUGACAUAGAAAGUCGUGAUGAGUUUUAUCCUCAGUUUACUCAGAAAACAUACAAUUUCGGUGUCCCAAAAUCUGGGUCAUUACCAGCCGGGUACGUUAUCGGACAAGCGACGGCAACAGACCGAGACAAGGGUAUCGAUGGUCGCAUAGUGUAUCAGCUUUCAACUUCACAUUCAUACUUUAAAAUUAAUAGAACCACAGGCGUAAUUAUUUUGAAAAAGAAAGUUGAAUCUGUUAAAAAUUUAUUUGGAUCCGAUAAAUCAAUAAGUUUAGUGGUUACAGCCAGCUCGGGACGGCAAGGAUCUCUUACGAAUAAAACUGCAGUUGAGAUAUUACUUGAUCCUCUAGCAGUUGUCUCCGACAACACAAAUCUAAUUAAUGACACAUCUGUUGCACAGAGUAGUGGUCUUUCCGAUUGGGCAUUAGGUUUAUUAAUUGCAUUUAUAUUUAUAAUUAUAAUAUUCGCAGCGGCAUUUUUAUUUUUACAUAUGAAAAAUAAAAGACAUAAGAAGGUAAAUAAGCCCGGCCUUAGUUCUGAAGGAGUUGGAGCUUCAAACAGUUAUGUAGAUCCAAGUGCCUUUGAUACAAUUCCUAUACGAAAUACUGGUCCAGUGAAUUCUGCCAAUCAAUUUGCUCCUCCGAAAUAUGAUGAGAUACCUCCAUACGGAGCACAUACAGCAAGCUCUAAUUCAGGGGCAGCAACGACUUCCGAAUUAUCUGGUUCUGAUCAAUCUGGAUCGAGUGGCCGUGGAUCGGCAGAAGAUGGUGAAGACGGAGAAGAUGAGGAAAUAAGAAUGAUAAAUGAAGGACCAUUACAAAGAGAGUCAGGUAUACAUAGACAAGCAAACGGUGUCGAUGAUGACAACCUUUCAGAUGUUUCUGUCCAUAACACUCAAGAAUAUUUAGCUAGAUUAGGUAUCGUGGACACUGGUACCGGUGGAGGAGCAUCGACCUCAUCCAGAAGGUGUUCGGAAAAUGUUGGUAACAAAGAUACCAUGUUACAUCAUGGCCCAAUAGAUACUAUGCAUAUAUUCGACGAAGACGGUUCACAUGAAAAUGAUAUAACAAAUUUAAUUUAUGCUAAAUUAAAUGAAGUUACUGGAAGUGAACGAGCUAGCAGUGCCGAUGAAGCAAGUGCAGCAGUUGAUAGAGCUAUGGCUCUAGGAGCUUUUCCAAGUGCAUCGGGAGAUAACACCGCUGUACCCACUGCUGGUCCAUCUAUGACAGGAAGUCUCAGCUCCAUUGUUCAUUCAGAAGAAGAAUUAACCGGAAGCUAUAAUUGGGAUUACUUACUUGAUUGGGGGCCGCAAUAUCAACCUUUGGCGCAUGUUUUCUCUGAAAUAGCUCGAUUAAAAGACGAUGCUGUGUCAUUGCAAAGUGGUAAUAGUGGUGCAUCGAGUGCUAAAAGUAAAGGGACGUCAAUAUCGGGUGGUAAAAGUGUCCCUCCACCUUUACUUACUACAGUAGCGCCUAGAAGCUGUCCUGCCCCAUCCUUAUCUUGCAGACAACCACAACAUCUACUACCAAGAUCACCUAUUAGUCACGAUGUCCCUGGUGGAUUUUCCGCUGCUGCUGCUAUGUCACCAUCAUUUUCCCCGUCCCUUUCACCUUUAGCCACUCGAUCGCCAUCUAUGUCACCACUGGUAGGGCCAGGCCUUCCACCUGUGCCAGGAGGUAGAAAACCUCCGCACUCCACCAUGAGAAUGUAACGUAGUCUAUUUUUUGUAUUAAUAAAACUGUACAUAAUUUAGUACUUGACUGUUUUGCCUUAUAAGUAUUGUUUAAAUAGUAUUUAUUGAUUACCGAUGUAAUCGGAUUAGUGUCUUUAUUAUAGUUUAGCAUCAUUUUGUGCAUGUUAUUUGUAUUUUACUCUCCUGGAUGUGCUCAAAGUGAUUAUAAGCGCUUUACCGAUUUUACGGUAAAUGUAAAUAAUGUCUUCAUUCGGGUCAUAACUUUAAUUGUACAUAUUAGUUUGUAUAUUAUAGUGCCUUGUAAAGAAAAUGAAAUGAAGACUGCCAUUUUAUAAUAGCGUAUAAAACAAACGAAACAGCUUUACUGUAAGCUAUAAGGUUAUUCUUAGAAGCAAUUUUACUGUAAGCUUUACUUUAUAUUCGAAACAAUAUAUUUUCAUUAUUGCAAAACGAAAUCAUCGAUGCAAUACUAUGAACUUUUAUCUUUAAGACAAUAUUCUGUGGCUCCACGAUAGUAUCAGAUAUAUGUAGAACUAUUAUGUACUGUGAUUUUCGUUUAAGUAUCGAAAACGCCUUUAGGUGCUCGAUUUGAAAUAAUUUGAUAACUAUCUUGUCUAAUGUAAAUUGUAUUUUUAUUAAAAUAUCAAAUUAUUUCAGAUUAAGCUGAUACUAUUUGUAUAUAACUAUGUUUAAGUUACAAACGACUGUCCAAGAUGUUUAAAGAAAAUUAAACAAAAUUGUAAAAUUGA
Molecule: messenger RNA, 9041 nt
Organism: Melitaea cinxia (Glanville fritillary)
Lineage: Eukaryota; Metazoa; Arthropoda; Insecta; Lepidoptera; Nymphalidae
Gene: ds
Product: protein dachsous
Exons: 15
Coding region: 1-8310 (2769 amino acids)
Biological process (GO): homophilic cell-cell adhesion
Cellular component (GO): plasma membrane
Molecular function (GO): calcium ion binding
Source: RefSeq, a predicted model, not a curated record